Cimex lectularius (bed bug) is the source of this 1034-nucleotide messenger RNA. Its product is annotated as alpha-ketoglutarate-dependent dioxygenase alkB homolog 7, mitochondrial. The record is from RefSeq and is a predicted model, not a curated record. The transcript has a single exon. Gene Ontology annotation, cellular component: mitochondrial matrix. Lineage: Eukaryota; Metazoa; Arthropoda; Insecta; Hemiptera; Cimicidae. The coding region runs from base 193 to 864 and encodes 223 amino acids. Gene Ontology annotation, biological process: fatty acid metabolic process; DNA damage response.
AAGGAAUUCAGUGACGUCACACUUGACACACCCAUUGCUACUGAGAAGGUUUCGUAACCUGACCUAAUCAUAGCUCAUACAAAUCUCACCAAUUCCACCAGUGAUAACGCAUUCAAAACCUGCCUAUUUCACCAGGAUACAUAUUUAUUAGUAUGUAAUGCUUAAUUGUUCGUUGUUUUAGGUCGAUGAAGCAUGAAUAAAAAGGUUCAAAAGGCUCUAAUAUAUGUAGGAAAACGAUACGUACUUUCAUCGUCGAAAAUCCAAACCAGGAUCGAAGUGCCUAAGUGGAUCUACUUCCACAAAGAUUCAGACAGUCAAAAAAAACAGGAAUUGUUAAAAGAUCUGUCUAUAAGCAAUGAUUUCAUUGACGACGACGAGGAGAAAAGCAUAAUGGACGAAAUCGGCCCUUACUUGAAGAGGAUGAGGUAUGAGUAUGAUCACUGGGACAAUGCGAUACAUGGUUUUAAAGAAACGGAAAAGCUUGAAUGGAAUGCGAAAAACAGCGAAAUAUUGAAACGAGUCAGGGAGUUCGCUUUUCCAGAAGGAUCCGGCCAACUUCCCCAUGUCCACAUAUUAGACCUUGCGGAGAACGGUUACAUAAAACCGCACACGGACAGCGAUCGCUUCUGCGGCGAUGUGAUCGCAGGCUUGAGCCUCCUGACUGACUCCGUAAUGCGAUUCAUAAAGGCCGAUGAUAUUACUUUCGAUGUCAAGCUGCAGAGGAAGUCCCUGUACAUAAUGAAAGGCUGUGUAAGAUAUGACUUCACCCAUGAGAUUUUGUCGAAUGAAAAUUCGUAUUUCAACGGUGAGAGAGUCGAAAAGAAAAGGCGAAUUUCGGUCAUUUGCAGAAGUGAACCUCGAUGAGAAACUAGAAAUCAUCAAUCAUUGUCAAAAACCUGUCCUUGCGUUUUGAUCACCCCUUGAUCGCAGAUCAUUUUUGACAACAAAAAUUCUCUAAAAAAAAGCCAGCAAUGAUAAUCAGGGAUGAUCCAGUGCAGACAAUUUUAUUCAAUAGUAUAUAUACUUUAGAUAAA